UGCGGCUAGCAGACCCUCUCCUCCUGCUGCGCCGCGCCCUCUUCACGGAUCCGUUGCUGCCGCCGCCCCGCUCCCGCCCCGCCGCGUACCGCCAUGGCCAACCCCGUGGUCUUCUUCGACAUCUCCGCCAGUGGCGAGCCCCUGGGCCGCGUCACCUUCGAGCUGUUUGCAGAUAAGGUCCCCAAGGACAGCAGUGAAAUGCCUUUUCUUUUGUUAGAAAACUUCCGUGCUCUGAGCACUGGUGAGAAGGGAUUUGGCUACAAGGGGUCCUGCUUCCACAGAAUCAUUCCUGGAUUCAUGUGCCAGGGUGGCGACUUCACACGCCACAAUGGCACUGGCGGCAAAUCUAUCUAUGGAGAGAAGUUCCCUGAUGAGAACUUCAUCCUGAAGCACACAGGCCCUGGCAUCCUCUCCAUGGCAAUGCUGGGCCCAACACCAACGGUUCCCAGUUCUUUCAUCUGCACCGCCAAGACUGAAUGGUUGGAUGGCAAGCAUGUUGUCUUCGGCCGUGUCAAGGAAGGAAUGAACGUGGUGGAGGCUAUGGAGCGCUGUGGCUCCAAAGAUGGCAAAACGAGUAAGAAGAUCACCAUCACCGACUGUGGGCAGCUCUCAUAAACCCUCCUUGUCCUUUCUGACCAUUCCUUCAGCAGCCUGGGCACUGCUGCCUGCUGCAGCUCACCCUGUCCUGCCCUGCCCCUGACUUACUGCUGCGUUUCUGCUGGGUCUCAGCCUUUGUGUGCACGGUCCAGCUGGGCCUCAGUUACCUUAAUGAAUCUAAAUAAAACGAGUUAAACCA
This is a messenger RNA of Calypte anna (Anna's hummingbird), 796 nucleotides long. It is a transcript of the gene PPIA, whose product is annotated as peptidylprolyl isomerase A. Gene Ontology annotation, molecular function: peptidyl-prolyl cis-trans isomerase activity. The record is from RefSeq and is a predicted model, not a curated record. Gene Ontology annotation, biological process: protein folding; protein peptidyl-prolyl isomerization. Lineage: Eukaryota; Metazoa; Chordata; Aves; Apodiformes; Trochilidae.